AUGCAACACGCGCACCCUCUUUUCCCGGCGUCGACGGAAAACUUCCUCCGCCGUGGAUUCUUCCUCCUCUCUUACCUGUGCUUCACGCAUAAAGUCAUAUUCCAAACCUUGCAUCGCACCAGCCGCCAAACGAGCGCGACAUCGCUCCUCCACUCGGUCGUGGAAACGUUCGUUUUCGCGCUCGUCGCGUUGCCGUUUUGGAGAAAACUGAACGGGCGAGCGAUGUUCGUCCCGAUGAGCAGCGGGUCGAUUUUUCUCCGCAGGUUCGCCAAGAAGGAGACAGAAAGGAAGAGGAACAGUGAUGCGUUUCAAGGAAGGAGGAGGAGGAAGAAAAUGAUGCGCACAAAGAGCAACGUAAACGCGUUUGUCUUUGGGGAGGAGGCGAGGAGGGAUUUUGGUGAGGAGAAGGAAAAGAACGAGGAGGGAGGAGGCGGAACGAUCACGAUGAAAUCGAUCGAGUCGAACGUUUCGAAACUGGAACGAAUGACGCCGGUGUUCAGCCAAGAGUUGAUGGCGUUCGUGAGUGGGAAUAAGAGCGAGUUGUACGAGAAGAGGAGAAAGAGGAACGUCGCGGAGGCCGUCGUCGCCAAGCGAGGAAAAGAGGAGGAUUUUCGGCAACCGACGAGUCAGUUUUUGUCAGUUUUUAGCGUCGGCUCGAGGAAUAGCAGCGGUAGUGAGAACAUGGUAUUGUCGUUGACGGACGAGAGUUGCAUUCGGCCGAGCGAGUUGGCGAAGAAACAUUUUCCGGCGGUUAUGAAUGCCAUGCGAGAGGUGAACGGGAUGAACGUGAGAGUGGUCGCGUUGAGGCCGAGUUAUAGGUACGAGGAGAAAAAGAAGAAGAAGAAGAAGAUGAAGACGAGCAAGACGACGAAGAAGAAUAGCGCGGAAAAUGACGACGACGACGACGACGACGACGAUAGCAAUACUAAUAACAACAACACUAGAAGAAACUAUUACUUGGAAGAAAUCAUAGCGAAAAGCAAUCGACUGAAUCGUCGGAAUAAACCGAAACGGUUCCCUCUUUCGGAUAGUUUGUACACCGCGUACGCGUGCUUAGCGAAAGAUGCAGACUGCGAUAUCUCCGAUGUUGGCGUAGAGGCGGAAUUUUUAGGGCAUCCGGUACAGAAAAUGCCACUAGAUGUUGGCGAAGUCGUCUGCGUGGACUCUUUGGCGAGAAGUCGAAUGUUCAACGCGGGAGAGGCUAUUUUAGAAUACAACGAAGAAGACGAGGAAGAAGAACAAUACGAGGAUAACGACGACGACGACGAGAACGAGCACCGGCUGCUCCGAAAGAAUAUCUUUGCCAAAGCUGGCAAAGGAUGCGUCGUCCUCGUCUUUGACUUGCUCGAUCCGAAAUACGAACGCAACGGCACCGCUCUAGGCAUCGCCAAAGCAGCGCGUUUGAAAAACUAG
This is a messenger RNA of Bathycoccus prasinos, 1413 nucleotides long. RefSeq lists its product with no specific name. Bases 1 to 1413 code for a protein of 470 amino acids. The transcript is spliced from 2 exons. NCBI's taxonomy places the organism in Eukaryota, Viridiplantae, Chlorophyta, Mamiellophyceae, Mamiellales, Bathycoccaceae. The record is from RefSeq and is a predicted model, not a curated record.